AUGAAUGGCGGCGAUUUGAAGAAGGCUGCUGCCGCUGCUGCUAACGGUGCCGUGGGCAAGAAACGCAGGAAGGCCUCUGAUCUCAAGCCCAUCAUCACCAACGAAGAGUCUGAUCCCUCGGCCAUGUCCAGCACCCAGUCUAUCUCGCCCCUGUCGCGAGCUUCGUCGUCCUCGUCGGAGGAAGAAGUCGACGCUGCGGACGAGGAAGACUCCGAGGACUACUGCAAGGGUGGCUACCACCCCGUCUCCGUGGGCGAGUCCUACAACGGCGGCCGGUACAUCGUCGUCCGCAAGCUGGGCUGGGGCCACUUCUCGACCGUCUGGCUCUCCCGCGAUACAACCACGGGAAAGCACGUCGGUCUCAAGGUCGUGCGCUCAGCUGCCCACUACCCCGAGACCGCCAUAGGCGAGAUCAAGCUGCUCAACCGCAUAAACAGCGCCAACCCCGACCACCGGGGCCGCAAGCAUGUCUUCAGCCUGCUCGACUUGUUGGAGCCCCGUGGUCCCAACGGAGUGCACGUCUGCAUGUUUUUCGAGGUCCUGGGGAAGAACCUGUCGGGCCUCUCCAAGCGUGGGAACCCAAGAGGCAUCCCCAUGCCCCUCGUCAAACAGAUCCCAAAGCAGGUCCUCCUCGGCCUAGACUCCCUGCCCCGGGAUUGCGGCUUCAUCCCCCCCGUUUUCAAGCCUGAAAACUUCUUCAUCGAGGUCGGAGACGUUGAGCAGAUCGUCAAUUCGUGCGUCAAGGACGAAGAGAAGAAGGUCGAGCCCAGAGACGCCAACAGAAAUGGCAGCCGGAGACGGGGGACUUUCAUCACAGGCAGCCAGCCGCUCCCCAGCCCGUUCAGCGCCAGCUUCAGGGGCGGGGACCCGUUCCGCAACGUUACCCCCUCCAUGCAGAGCUCUCAUAGCAGCCUCAACCAGGUCCUUGCUGAAUCUCCUCGCAUUAAGGAUUCGGACGCAGCCGCCGACGAAAAACAGAAACAAAGAGAAAAAACUACCGACUUGCUUGAACGCGAAGUCUCAGGAAUCUCCCUUAACAAAGACACAAGCCAGGCCAUGGCUGACGACCAGUUCAAUAUCGAUAUAAUCUCCGUCAAGAUAGCCGAUCUAGGUAACGCCUGCUGGGUCGGACAUCACUUCACAAACGAUAUCCAGACCAGACAGUACCGCUCGCCGGAAGUUAUCCUGGGCGGUAAGUGGGGCGCCAGCACUGAUAUCUGGAGCAUGGCUGCCAUGUCAUUCGAACUUAUCACUGGAGACUACCUCUUCGACCCCCAGACCGGCACCAAGUACGGCAAAGACGACGACCACAUUGCCCAGAUCAUUGAACUCCUGGGUCCUUUCCCCAAAUCUCUCUGUCUAUCCGGAAAAUGGAGCCAAGAAAUCUUCAACCGGAAGGGAGAGCUCCGCAAUAUUCACAGACUACGUCACUGGGCGCUUCCCGACGUCCUCAGAGAGAAGUAUCACUUUUCCGAGGAAGAGAGUAAAGCAGUGUCGGACUUCUUGAUACCUAUGCUUGAACUCAUACCCGAGCGGAGGGCAAACGCCGGCGGGAUGGCUAGCCAUAAGUACCUUGACGGCACUAAAGGAAUGGACCACAUUUCCCUUAACAUUCCUGUUGGCAGUCGAGGAGAAGGCAUCGAGGGCUGGGCAUCCGAGGUCAAGAGGAGGUGA
Messenger RNA from Nannizzia gypsea CBS 118893, 1674 nucleotides. Its product is annotated as CMGC/SRPK protein kinase. Gene Ontology annotation, biological process: regulation of mRNA processing; spliceosomal complex assembly; protein phosphorylation. Gene Ontology annotation, molecular function: ATP binding; protein kinase activity. The record is from RefSeq and is a predicted model, not a curated record. The transcript is spliced from 5 exons. Lineage: Eukaryota; Fungi; Ascomycota; Eurotiomycetes; Onygenales; Arthrodermataceae. The coding region runs from base 1 to 1674 and encodes 557 amino acids.